Brassica napus (rape) is the source of this 4531-nucleotide messenger RNA. RefSeq names its product glutathione S-transferase T3-like. The transcript has a single exon. Bases 3501 to 4394 code for a protein of 297 amino acids. The record is from RefSeq and is a predicted model, not a curated record. Lineage: Eukaryota; Viridiplantae; Streptophyta; Magnoliopsida; Brassicales; Brassicaceae.
UUUAUACUUAAAUAAUGUUAGAUUCAAACUCUUUUGUUUGCUUUGUAAUAUUUUAGUUCAAAAUAUUUUUUUUUUUAAGUUUGUUUAAGAUUUAAAGCUAUUUUCAAAUUUUUUUUUUUAAAAUGUACAUAUUUUAAAAAUAUGAAAAUGAUUCAUAUAAUAAACUUUUGAUGAAGUCUACUUAAAAGUUAAGGCAUAAAUGUGGUUUCUAAAAAUGAAGUAUAUUAAACCAUAAAUUUUAAGCAGGCUUCAAAUGAAAUUUACAAAAUGUGAUUUUAAAUCUUAUAUCUUUUUUAUAAUUUUAAUAUUUUAUUAACAUAAAUUUAUUGUUUUUCAGAUCUUAUUUGUUGACAUCAUUAGAAGACUUCAUUAGUAGACUUCACUUGAGCCAUCAAGAUUAUGAAUAAUCAAAUAAAAUCUAGAAGAGUUUUAUAAAAUUCUUUGUAAUAAAUUAUCAUCAUAAAGUAUUUGUUUGUAAAUUAAUAUUUUGAUGCAUAAUCCUUAAACAUAAUAUUCAUUUUAGUUGUGUUUCAAUUGUAUGAUAUUAUCAUUUUUUGUUAGCUAUCAAAAUUAUCACAACAUACUUUAAUCAACCAAAAUAUUGAAUCCACCAUGAUUGUAAUACACAAAUAUAUCAAACUCACUUAUAUGUGUGUGUAUGUGUAUGUGAAGAUAUGAUGAAAGUGAAACAAAAAUAAAAUUAGAAAUAUUUAAUAUUCCAUAACUUUAAAUAAAAACAUAAUAAUUGAAAAUAAUUACCAAAUCAAAAAUAUUUGGGACUACUAUUGUUUUUGCCAAUUGACCAAUGUUAAUAUAUAAACCAAUUAAGUAUUAAGGCACAAAAUAUAAAACAUGGCAUAUUAAUACCAAAUCAGUAUUCAUGAAUAGUGAAUGUGGAAUAAUAUAUAUGAAAAGAAAUAAUAUGAAUGACCAAAAUUGUUUUUUUUUCAAGUUAUUUCUAUAAAUUUUAUAAUAACAUAUAGAAAAUAUGUAUAAUGGAAACAAAAUAAAUGCAAACAAAAAGUAUAAUGAUUUUGGUUUCCAAACAGACAAUUAAAAGUUUGGAAUUAAUCAUGAAAUGUCAUUUAUGUAAACGCUAAGAAUCAAAAUCAAUCAAAUUAUGCUUUGAAUUUGGCCGAACCGGGUUUGGUGACUAACCCAAGUAGCCGGUUUUGCCUUUUCGAGGGUUUUGGCAGUUUAAUUCAAAUCCGAGUUUUAGUUCAAUCCAGACUUGAUUUGAUAAACGGUUCAUGGUUGAACCAGUCUGUCCGGUUUUCAAAACAUUCGUAGAUGCACUUUUCAAAAAAAAAAUUAAACAAUAAUGACAUUUAAAAAAUAUAUAUUUAAAAUUAAUGAUUAUAUUGAAAAUAAAUAGCAAAAUAUAGUUGACGAUAACUUUAAAUUUCAGGUCAUUUUAGAAAACUCUCUGCUUUUAAACUACAAUAAAUUAGAGCAUGAUUAAUGGAAGGUUCUUAAAGUGGAGUUCUUAACGGAAUAUAUUUAAAAGCCGGUUAUAAGUUUUUUUAGUUAAAAGGUAAGAGACAGUUUCUUAUAUUCUGUUAAGAACUUCACUCUAAGAACCCACCGUUAAUCAAAUGAAAUUUAGUUUCCACAUGAAAGAAUGCUUAUUCAAUGGAUUUCGAUUAUUUUAUAGUAGACCACACAAUACGUCUCAGAUCUAACUGAUAGUAGUCUCUUCUCAUUUACACUAAGAUACUGUCCACACAAGAAAAACAGUGUAGCUUCGUAUAUACUAUAUAGUACAGAGAAGCUCCUUCAAUAUCCCUUAACGCUAAACGUGCUACAUGAUACAUUGAUUCAGGUCGUUUUAAUGCAAAGGAUCGUCAACUUUUUUCUCAUAUUCUUUUUGAUUUGUAAUUCUCCGGUUUUAUGUUUCUAUGUAAACAAAUUAGAAACUAGAAAGAACUGAUAAUGUGUAUUUUCCAUUUACAAUCUCCAAUAUGGCGAUCAUAUCCUUCUUGUCAUUACACUUGUCACGACAGGAAGAAGUGGGGCAUACCAAUUUUUCAAGAUCUACUCCAACUUGAAAAUAUCUCUUACAUGGUAGGUUUAAGAAGUGGUUUGAGUAGUUUUCACAUGUUUUCCAUCUUUUUAUUUUUAUUUUCUUUGAAUAAUGCCCUUAGACCAACUCCAUCAACGGGUUCUAAUAGGGUUCUAUACCCAAAACUCAAAAAAAAUUAAAUCAAAAAGGCCCAAAAUUAGUAGAACCGGUGCUAUAUUUGGGCUUUGUAGAAGUGGUUAGAGUCGCAUACGUGGCAGUCCCUUAUUGGACCGAGCAUGUAUUGUCUCUUUCUCUCCUGUGUUGGGGUUGCGAUGAAACCGAAGAAUUUUCUUCUCUCUCGGUGUCUCCGUCGUCGCUCUCACGCGAUCUUCUCUCUCGCCCACUCCGUCGUCUCUGUCGGCUCUCUCUGGCCUCGCCGUCUCUCUCCGUCCGUCGUCUCUCUCCGUCCGUCGUCUCUCUCUGUCCGUCGUCUCUCUCCGUCUGUCGUCUCUCUCCGUCCAUCGUCGCUCUCGCGCCGUCGUCUCUGUCGAUCCAUCUUCUCUGUCUAUCCAUCUUCUCCGUCGUCACUCUCGCUCCGUCGUCGAUGUCGGUCCAUCUUCUCCGUCGUCUCUCUCGGUCCGGCGUCUCUCUCGAUGCAUGCGUCGUCUGUCUCCCUCUGUCUUCUCUCUCGAUUCCGAGUGUAAGUUUUUCUUUUUGUUCAUAAAAAUUCUAUUUUGCAUUAUCGGUUUUUGUGAAAUUGUUGUGAUCUCAUCGUUUUGUCGAGAAAGGUGGAAUCGUUUUGAGAUGUGUUUGACAAUCUUAGAUGAGGUUCAUGUUUUAGAAUCUUGUUUGUGUUCGAUCCUUGUUUAUGUUGUUGAGAUUAAUGAAUGUGAAUCUUGUUUGUGUUCGAUCCAUGUUUUAGAAUCUUGUUUGCUUCUGUUUUCUCAAUAUUGAUUCAUGAUUUAUAGAUAUUGCGUCUGUUUUCUUACACAUUUUACUUUGUUCUGUCUUUGUUGGUUGUGUAAGGAUUGGUGUUGUGUGGAAGAGGCAAUGGAACCCACACGAGUCUCUAAGAGACGGAUUCAACUUCAUCAAAGCAAGAGGUUAGUACACUUUUCUUUUAAGUAGAUGUUAGAUAUAUAUUAGGUAGAAUUAAAUGGAGUUCAGUGUAUGCUGGUAUCUGGUAGUUGCGUGUUUAGAUAUUGACUAGCAUGAAGUGAUUUACAUUUAGUUUUGUUGGUUGAAUUUCAAUGCAAUGCUUUGUUAGAUAGGUUUAUCAAUUAAAUGGACUUUAGUCUGAUGGUAUUUGUUAGUUGCGUUGAUGUUAUUAAUGCAAUGCUCUGUUUGGUGGUUGUGCCAUUAAAAUCUCUUAACUUAAACUUCCCUUUAAAAUCUAUCUAACUUGUUUCAACAAGUUAAUGCGUAUCUCCUUCUUCGUAUCUCCUUAAUUCCUUCUUCGUAUCUCCUUCUUUUUUGUAUCUUCUCCUUCUUCUUCGCCAUGGAUCCUUUUAGCACACCUUGUAGCUUUCAAAACCUCUUAAACAGACAACAACCAAACACCUCCUUCUCCUUUGUCACUCCUAGUAUAGAGCUUCCAUCGGAUGCCUCUGUGUUUGGUACACAGUGGGCUGAAGAUGCAAACGAAGAAGAACACAUUGUCUCUCACCGUAAAGAAAGAAGGAAGUGGUCACCAACUGAAGAUCUCGUGCUCAUCAGUGCUUGGCUGAAUACCUCCAAGGAUCCUGUCGUGGGGAAUGAGCAGAAGGCAAUAGCUUUUUGGAAACGGAUUGCGGCCUAUGUUGCAUCUAGUCCAAAGCUUUCUGCUUUGCAGAAGAGAGAGCCAGCUAACUGUAAGCAAAGGUGGGGGAAGAUCAACGACGGUCUAUGUAAGUUUAUUGGGUGUUAUGAAGCUGCAACAAAAGCUAGAUCCAAUGGGAUGAAUGAGGAUGAUGUUUUGAAGAUGGCGCAUGAGAUAUUCUUCAAUGACUACAAGGUCAAGUUUACGCUCGAGCAUGCGUGGUUGGAGCUUCGCCAUGAUCAGAAAUGGUGUGGAGCUUCAUGUACUAAAGACAAAGUGGUCUCAAAAAGAAGGAACCUAGAUGACCAAUCUGCCCAAUCAUCAACCUCUGUGGCAGGAGAGGAUGAUCAAGGCUCACGGCCUGUUGGUGUUAAAGCAGCGAAGGCAAAAGCUAAAAGGUCUGUGAGGAAGGUGACGUUGGAAGAGGAAGGAAGGGAGUUUAAGAGCAUUUGGGAGAUUAAGCAGAAGGACUUUGAGUUCAAGGACAAGUUGAACAAGCAGAAAUUGCUUGACAGCCUCAUUGCUAAGAAAGAGCCAUUAGAUGAACUAGAACUUGCUUUGAAAAACAAGCUUAUUAAUGACAUGUUGGCUUAGUUUCAGUGUCUAGCUAUGCGUCUCUAGAUUCAGUGUCUGAUUAUGCCUCUCUUUACGCUUUUGGUUUGUGUCUGCGUCUGUAACUUUGUGGUCUUCGUGUUCAAUCAUAAUAUCAUCACUUUGUGUUCAAUCUUUAA